CAACCCUCAUAUAUGUCAUGUCAGAAAUGAUUGACAGGUUAUAUCUUUGACGUAAAAAAGGUCGUUAAUUGAAUAUUGCAUUGUAAUCUUUACACAGUAUAUCUAUGUUUAUUUUAUGUGAGAAUAUUUACAAUCAGUGCAUACCAACAUCAACAUGGAUUCACAAAAUUAUAUCAUUAACAUAUUCUCUUUGAUAUUAUGCAUAUUCCCAAAUAUAUUGUACACACAGCGUAUAACAUGCCCGACACCAUGUGACAUCGGCUACACAUGUGCAAUGGUUAGACAUGGGACACAACCUUCAGCGCCUGGUUGUAUAUCAAUGCAGGAGGCAAUUCUACUGCACCAAGCAAUAAAUGGUGGUCCCAGUGGUCCAGGAUCUGGUAUAAAUAAUCAAGUUGGUGUUGGUAUCCAACAGCAAACCCCGGGCUUUCCACAGGCACCACGACCAGGAGACCCAAUUCCACCUUUUCCACAAGGAGCUGGAGGGACUAUCCCAGGCAUGAAUUUUCUUGGUAGUACUGAUCCAAGGGAACCGGGUUUUGAACAAAGAUUUGCACUAGGUUUAGGUGGACAACAACGCAACUUUGGAUUUGGACCCCCUGGUCAAGUAAAUGGACAAUUCGGACGACCACAGGUACCAACAGGGAUGUCUGGACCAGCUUUUCUUGAUCCAACUGCAGGCCAGUUUGCAGGUCAAGCUCCUGGUCAAUUCCUUGGACCUUCCGGUGGACAGUUUGGUCCAAAUGCUGGUCAAUUUGGACCAAACGCUGGUCAGUUUGGUCCAAACGCUGGUCAAUUCGGUCCAAAUCCCGGUCAGUUUGGUGGGCCACCCCCGGGUCAGUUUGGUCCAAGUGCAGGUCAGUUUGGCCCUGGAGGGCCAAUGGGAUUCAAUCCCCAAGUUGACGGUGGGCAAAAUAUUUCUUCCUCUGCAUCUGGUAUUAGAGAUAACACUAACAUAGCUUGGCAUGACUUUAGCCGUGGUGGUGGUAGUUUCCCAAGACCCGGUCUAUCUGAUAAUCGUGCAGGUUCUUUUCAGCAAAUAACUGAUGCAGUCGAUCAAACCCCUAUUCGGAUCGGUCAGUUAGGCCAAUUACCUCGUAAUUUCGUUGAACGACCAGGUACAUUUGGUACACGCCAAGGUCGUUUUGGGUUGCAGCCAAGGACCGACACAUUCGAUCCGAAUUCUAACCAGUUUGGCGCUGCUGGAAUAGAAAUUCCAUCAGUAGGAUUUAAUCCACAAGUGGUUGAUCUAAGUAUUGCUCCAACUCCAUCUGUUCCUCACAACAGAGAUAUGAAUAACCAAAUAAGUAAUGAUUUUUCACACGUUAGUCAUGAGGGUAGUCAUUCACAAUUUGACAGGUCUAGACAAUCCACCGGAGGGUUUGGUUCAAUGUCGAGUGUUCCCGAUCAAACUGCUGGCCAGUUUGAUCCACAACCACAUGUAGACGGUGACAAAAGUCAUAUAUCGCAUGGAAGUGACAACAAUUUUCCUCAAAGAAACAGUAGAUUUCAAGGUGAGCAGUUUCACACUGACUUUGUUCCACACACUGACCCAAGACCCCCUGUCCAAGAAAACGUACAAGACAUACCUGAUGGUUUUGUAGGACAAGAUUCGCAACAAACUAAUUUUGAAACAUUUGUUAAUACCCCUCCAAUAUUGACUUUACCUGAACAAGGUUUACUGAACCGUGCCGGUUCAGCUAAUCAAAUUCCUUUGGGUACACGUGUGGGUUCUACAGAACCACAAUCAAAUAUAAAUAAUGCUCCAAUGUUAGUAAAAUUAGACGGUGUAAAGACAGCUUCUGUGGGAGAACAUUCUGUUGAACAAAGUAAAGUUUCUUCCAUUAAAGAAGAUUCUGCUGGGUUACACUAUGUGUUUUAUCCGCAGAUUAAUGGUGCAGGGUUUAGAGUUAACAUUACGAAGGACGGAUUUUGUCCACGUGAUUCAAUGACACGCGAUAGGAGCACGUGCAUGAAUAGCUGCUAUUCUGAUGAGAAGUGUCCACUUGAACAAAAAUGCUGUCCAAGUGGAUGUUCUCUUAGAUGUCGAAAACCUAAUUUAGCAGUUCAGGACCUUAAUUCACGUCAACAAGACGCCGAAUUUAGCAAUAUUUCAGCCGUAGAAGCAAUGUGUCGACCUUGUAACUCUCACAUGGAUUGCAAUUCACAGGAUCAAUUUUGUACGACAAGUGCUUAUUGUGGACAAACCAUGGUUUGUAGGCAGGUGGCUCGGAGAUAAUAAAAUAUGCAUAGUGUUAAUUGACAAUGAUAUAUUUUGUGACAUCCUUUAUCACGACAUGGUUCGUACAGAAUAAGUGCAAUAAAUUGUAUAUAGUAACUCUUCAUACGUUUUUGUGGUGAUAUUGACGUAAUGUGUGUUCGACUUCGUGAACUUUAUAACUGACACUGUUCAGACUUGCUUUGAUUUAAAAAACUAAAAUAGAUUAACCUCUUUGACACCGGUCAUUGAGUUGAAUUAAUAAAUAUAGUUAUAAAUGUUGAAUUUAGUAAUUAUUUUCAGUGUUUGCAAUACUUGAUCUAACGUGUUUCAUCAUUUAUUCUAUAUCAUAAAUACCGGUAUUAGAUUUAUUCGGGAACCUUUACCUACAGCGAGAUAUUUAAAUAAUUAAAAUUAAUUCAUUAACAUAUCAAAACCUUAUACCGGUAUACCUUAAAUUCCUAAACAUUUAAAUGUUAUCAUUUAAAUGUUUGAUAAUAUUUAAAAAGAUAAAUAUAAGUAAUAUCACAUUCCAUACUUAACAUGAUAGUGACCAUAGUCUAUUUUAGUAUGUUUUGAAUCGUGUAUGAUUUGUUAAAAAAAUAAAUCAUGUAGACCAAAGAAACCACAAUUCAUUCAUCAACGUUUAGCAACCAUGUAUUUCCGUGUUUAUUUUAUGCGGCUUUGUAAAUAAUGGAUAGGUAUUCGUGUUGCUAGAUAAUGAACUCUAACUUAAAAGGAGGAAAAAAGAACUUACAAUUGCAUUUGUAAACGAAACGUGUAUGCUCUUGGCAAAUCUCGAGAUGUCGUAAUGCAUGUCGUUAGAUGACUUGAAUGAUUUGAUAAUACUUAGUCAUUAUUACCCAUUUUUAUAAACAAGAGAUCGAGCCGUAAAUAAUGCACAGAUUGGUAACUGAGGUCUUCCUCCACCAUAAAAGCUGGAAAGUCGAUACAUGACCUAUACUGUGUUGUAUCAAUAUAAAACAGAGGUCAUUUUAAUAGGGAAAAGGAUUUUAGUUAAUCUUUAAUAUAUUUAUAGAAAGACUUUCUCCUGUUGUUAUUAUUAUUCGACAGUAAAGACAUAUCAACAGUAUAGAUAUUAGGUAAAAUAUCUCUGAACGAUCAUUACUUGUGUUCAUAUUCAUGUUAUAGAAGAACAUAGUAUGUGAAUAUACCUUAAAUAUAACUUUCAAAUAUUUGAGAAAAUUAUAUUUCUGUUAGGACGUUAUUAUAUGCGCGUAAAAUAUAUCUAAGCUAUUACAUUUUCUCAAGUGUUUAUCAGUCCAUAACGAUGAUUUAUUGUCUAAAUUACCAUGACAUGUUUAAAUAUCAGAAAAAGGAAACAACACAAUGUAACAUAUAACACGUUAUAUCAAUUCCAUGUUCAGUAGUAUCAAAAAUGUUUAAUAAUAUUUUAAAGCUUUUCACUGGACUCUUUUGUUCAGCAAAUUUAAAUUUUAGACUCUCGCUAUAUAGUUGAGUGCUAUCUAAUGAACCUAUUAAAUAACGAUUGUAGUUUCUGUGCAUAAUGAACAGUCUUCCAUUUCUGUUGGCAUCCUAUAUUCAUUGAGUACAAACUAAAUAGCUACAUGCUAUUAAUAUAACAUCAACAAAAAAAUGCAACAGAUAUCAAUUAAUAUACGUGUGUGCCUUAAAGUUUCAUUUUUCAUAUUACACAAGUACGUUUAAAAACAUACCAAGCUCUGGUAAUUAACUUUAAGAGAUGAAAAAGUACUUAUGCAUUAAAGAUACAUAAAUAACGCAUAUGUAAGAAAAUAAGGUAAGAUCGAAAUAGAUCAAACAAAGAGUUCAUUUAACAUCUAUUAAUACUAGAAUUAAUACAUCACACAAUGUUAUUUUCCUUGUUUUCUUGG
Messenger RNA from Ruditapes philippinarum (Manila clam), 4092 nucleotides. Its product is annotated as decreased expression in renal and prostate cancer protein-like. Gene Ontology annotation, molecular function: peptidase inhibitor activity. The coding region runs from base 155 to 2239 and encodes 694 amino acids. NCBI's taxonomy places the organism in Eukaryota, Metazoa, Mollusca, Bivalvia, Venerida, Veneridae. The transcript has 5 exons. The record is from RefSeq and is a predicted model, not a curated record. Gene Ontology annotation, cellular component: extracellular region.